AUGCUGAACUGUCGUGCGUGCCUUUGGCGAUGCAUACAAGCGCUCGAUGUCCCGACCACUAAUGCGCACCGCCUGCGCCGCAAUGUGAAUCCACUUCUCGUAAAUAGCCAGCAGCGGCUGCUGUCGACCCGCAAUGUCGCACGCCAAGAAGACAAGACACUUGCUGAACUGGGCGAGGCCGGAGGACGCUCGAGAAAUGGGGAAGAUCACUUCAAGAAGUCGGCCUUUGCAGCAAAGCAAAAGAGAGCCGAGAUCUUAGCAUUGCGGCAAUCGCAUGCGCGCAGAGUCGACGAGACUCCCAAUUUGGCAAAAUUGGGCCGGCGCGACCCUCGCAUGUCAGAGAGCGACUGGAAUAGGAGGAAGAGAGAGUUGCGGCAUCUACAGGACCCUCUGGAUCUGGCGGCGUUUGUUAAGCAGGAACUGAGCAAGGACAGGGUAGAGGAGAUGCUGCAGUUGGUGCGCAUGGCCAGUCACUCGAUGCAAUGUAUCGUCAGCUGGAACCAUAUCAUUGAUCACCUUCUGGCGAAGGAGCGGGUCAAGGAUGCACUCAAAGUGUACAACGAUAUGAAAAAACGAGCGCAAUUCCCUGAUUCCUAUACGUAUACAAUCUUGCUCCGAGGCUUGUCCUUGAACGCACAUACAUCAGGUGUUCUUAGCAAUGCCCUUUCCGUAUACCACUCUCUCUCCGCGCCGAACUCGCGAGUCGAACCGUCUAUUAUACACACAAAUGCCGCCUUAAAAGUUUGUGCGCGAGCAGGCGAUAUGGAUGCACUAUGGGGCGUUGCUGGGAAGAUUGCUGAGAGUGGACCAGCCUCGGCCAACGCAAUUACCUACAUUACCAUCAUCAACGCCAUACGACAGAGUUUGUUGAUAAAUGCACCGAAAGGGGAGAGUGAAGAGGAAACUGCGGCCAGGAAAGAGCGUGGUAUCAUAGAAGCACGGCGUAUGUGGGAGGAUAUCAUUGGGAGGUGGAGAAAUGCAGAUCUGGUUAUUGACGAGGAACUGGUUUGUGCAAUGGGAAGGCUUCUGCUAGUAGGCAGCCGGCCGCGAGACUGGGAUGAUGUGCUUUCCCUGGUGGAACAGACCAUGGAUAUCCCACGACUUGUACCUCGACUGGGCACUGCGGACCGGCGGAAAGCAGGUUUCCCACACUUACGAGCCCCGAACGUACUGCCACAGUACCGCGUCGACGAUGAGCACCUUUCGCCAGACAACAUUCCUGCGCGUGGAGACGAAUUCCUUCCUCUGAAACCCAAGGGCGCCCUGCCACAUUCUCUUGCAUUUGUUCGACCAGGCAACAAUACCCUCUCCAUCAUUCAGGAAGCUUGCCAGAAGAUUGUUGCGAAUAAGGCCGCACAAGAGUAUUGGGAUCUUUUGACCGACCCCAGGACCUACAAGAUCGUGCCGGAUCGCAACAAUCUACACAUGCGCUUGCGAAACCUUCGCCUGAAUCGUGCUUCUGCUGAUGCCGUUCAACUGUUACAAGAAGAUAUGAUUGGAAAGAAUAUCGCGCCUCGACCUGGCACGUUUAGGAUCGCUAUGAGUACUUGUGUCCGCGACAAGAACAACCAUAACUCUCUCAAACAUGCCGGUCGGAUUCUGAAUAUGAUGUUCAAGACCUUGGAGGAUGCAGACCCGAAGACCAUCACCAUGUAUGCGGAGCUCGCAACCAGUUUUCCUCUUGCUAAGGGCUCGGAUUUGGUGAACGCACUUACUAUUCUCGAUCCUAUCGCCAAGAACAUUCGCCUUCAGUUGGGCGUUGGUGGGAGAGAAAGGAGAUACAGGAGGGUUGCGGGCCCCCAGUAUUUAGAAGGCGAGCAGAGGCAAGAUGCAAUCACAGCAUUGAGGAAGAUCCAUGGUGUGUACGACAAGUUGCUAUUUAGCAACCUGAUUGCCGAGGAGAUGAAGGCUCCGUUCAAGGCUGAGCGAGCACGGCUGUCUGCUUUUAUUCAGAGGAUAUUGUUCCAGGAUGGGCAUUCCAGAUCGAAGGGGAAUGUCGAGGAAACGACCCCAUCUGAAGAAGAGGAUUCACGUGAGAAUCUCCAGGGAGAGUCAGAUCAAGGAGAGUUUCAAGAAGGAGAGAAAGAAGAUAGCAGACCGGAGUGGAAGAAGCAAUGGAUGGGGCAAAUAGAGAGGCCGGUGCGGCGAAAGAUGAGAGUCUCGUCGGCUACGACGGACAUGUAA
Bipolaris zeicola 26-R-13 is the source of this 2184-nucleotide messenger RNA. RefSeq lists its product as uncharacterized. The transcript has 2 exons. Gene Ontology annotation, molecular function: protein binding. The record is from RefSeq and is a predicted model, not a curated record. Lineage: Eukaryota; Fungi; Ascomycota; Dothideomycetes; Pleosporales; Pleosporaceae. Bases 1 to 2184 code for a protein of 727 amino acids.